Molecule: messenger RNA, 953 nt
Organism: Durio zibethinus
Lineage: Eukaryota; Viridiplantae; Streptophyta; Magnoliopsida; Malvales; Malvaceae
Product: cold shock domain-containing protein 4-like
Molecular function (GO): nucleic acid binding; zinc ion binding
Source: RefSeq, a predicted model, not a curated record
CCCUCAAGACUCUGGUUCCUUUCGUAAUUUGACUCCCCCCAAAGCACCCAUGAUAUAAUCAGACGCUCCAUGUUCCACCUGCUCCAAAUCCCCAGCCGUCGAUCCCUCCCUCUGAAAUCCCGACGUCCUGCUUAAAUAAUUAAUUUUUAUUAUUAUAUUUUUGCGUUGCUAUCAUCUGCAAUAUAAAGUCCCCACCUAGACUUUCUUUCUGCGUCUCUCCGCUUCUUUCGUUUUCUGGUGGAGGUAGGUUUUUGUUAGGGUUUUUAGAUCUGAGCUUUGGUUGGGAAACAUGGGUGAGAGUAGGGUGAGUGGGAAGGUGAAGUGGUUUAGUGACCAAAAGGGGUUCGGGUUCAUAACCCCAGACGAGGGCGGUGAGGAUUUGUUCGUUCACCAGUCAUCGAUCCGUUCCGAGGGUUUCCGUAGCCUUGCUGAUGGUGAAGAAGUCGAGUUCGUUAUCGAGUCUUCUGAAGGUGGUCGCACCAAGGCUGUUGAUGUCACUGGCCCCAAGGGGAACCCUGUUCGUGGUACCUCGAGAUCUGGACGGGGAGGUGGAGGUGGAUAUGGGGGUGGUGGGUCUGGUGGGUAUGGAGGCGGUAGUUACGGUGGUGGAGGAAGGAGAAGUGGUUAUGGAGGAGGAGGCGGAGGUUAUGGAGGCGGCGGUGGUGGUGGAGGAGGAUGCUUUAAGUGUGGAGAGAUGGGACAUAUGGCAAGGGAUUGUACACAGGGUGGCGGCGGUAGAUAUGGUGGAGGAGGCGGUGGCGGGGGCGGUUCAGGCUGUUACAACUGUGGAGGCUCUGGGCAUUUUGCAAGGGAGUGUCCAAACAAUGGUCGUUGAGGUGGACAGGGUUAAAAUGUGUCUUGUCACAUUUCCUCUUACUCUUCCUUUUUCCUGGGUACUAUUUCUGUUGGUCUUGUUAUUGUCAAGCUUCCUUGGUUUUUUUGGCUUUUGCUUC